GAUACUCAAGCCCCCUCAAAGAAGUCCCCCCGGAGAAGUUCAAUGUCACCGCCAUCCCAAAGGGCUACCGCUCCCCAUGGCAGGAGCUCCUUGGUGACAAGGACAACGCUGUGCAUAGCGAGAUCCAGCCGCCCAUGAGACCCUUUCCAUGGGAUUUCAGGAGCUUCAACAGGAAUCCCACCCCGUAUGACAAAGCCCUGGUCAGCGACCUGUUCUCUGUGCCUGCCAUGGACCUGGAUCACCUGAGCGUCCUGGAGGUGAUUUCCCACAGACCCAACUUCAACAGAGCUGCCCAAGGUUGGGUGCGGAUCCUACCGGAGAGCGAUGAGCUGUAG
Messenger RNA from Pterocles gutturalis (yellow-throated sandgrouse), 335 nucleotides. It is a transcript of the gene MYOZ3, whose product is annotated as myozenin 3. Gene Ontology annotation, cellular component: Z disc; actin cytoskeleton. Gene Ontology annotation, molecular function: telethonin binding; actin binding; FATZ binding. Lineage: Eukaryota; Metazoa; Chordata; Aves; Pterocliformes; Pteroclidae. The record is from RefSeq and is a predicted model, not a curated record. The annotation marks the transcript as partial. The transcript has 2 exons.